This is a messenger RNA of Pelobates fuscus (common spadefoot toad), 3797 nucleotides long. RefSeq names its product protein phosphatase 2 regulatory subunit B'delta (gene PPP2R5D). Gene Ontology annotation, molecular function: protein phosphatase activator activity. The record is from RefSeq and is a predicted model, not a curated record. Bases 935 to 2698 code for a protein of 587 amino acids. NCBI's taxonomy places the organism in Eukaryota, Metazoa, Chordata, Amphibia, Anura, Pelobatidae. Gene Ontology annotation, cellular component: nucleus; cytosol; protein phosphatase type 2A complex. Gene Ontology annotation, biological process: signal transduction; protein dephosphorylation. The transcript has 16 exons.
GUCUGAGAGAGAGAGACUUCCUCGGUCUGAGAGAGAGAGACUGCCUCGGUCUGAGAGAGAGAGACUGCCUCGGUCCGAGAGAGACAGUCUGACACUGACAGAUAGACAGACACCUAUGAGAGGCAACAUGAGACAGAGAGAUACUAACAGUGUUACCCUCUAUGUAUGAAUAGAAGGAGAAAUACAGGGACACAGACAUUGAGACACACAGCAAGAGCCUGACUUAAAGAGACAGUCAGAGAGAGAGAGACAAAAAGAAACAGAGAAUGAAAGCAUAGCAAUAUAUAUAUAGAGAGAGAGAGAGUGAGAGCGCGGAUUUUAGAGACAUUCAGACUGACAAUAUAGCUCUGUGUAGAGAGACGUGCGGCACAGCUCUUUUAAAAAUAAAAUAUAUAUAGAGAGAGAGAGAGAGAGAGAGAGAGAGAGAGAGACGCUAGCACUUUAUCUAUAAAGCAAGAGAUAUAAUAUAUUCGGUAUAUAUAGAGGGGCUUCCAGACAGACACUAUAACUCUAUGUGUAGCCAGAGACCAUCAUACCCACUGUGUAGAGAGACAUGCAGACAGCUUGCUCUGUGUGUAUAUAUAUAUAUAGAGCGAGUGAGACAGCCAGCAUAGCUCUGUGUAUAGAAAGACACAGCAUAAUCUGUAUAUAGAGGUAGUCAAAGUAUACAGAGAGACAGGCACAGCGACUGACUCACUUCAUAUAGGGGGACAUCUGACAUACUGAACAGUCCUACACAAACCGAUUUGCUCUAUGUAGGGAGACAGUCACAGACUGACUGAGUUAUAGAAUAGCUAUAUACCACUAUAUACCACUCAGACAUACAGAAAGACUGCUAGGCCCCACAAACAAACGAGUGCAAGAAAAGUCCUAAGACCGUGUCGGCAAUAGACACCCUGACACAGAAGGCAUCACCCCCCAGUGCCGCAUCAAUAUGCCUAAUAAAACCAAGAAAGACAAGGAGCCUCAAAAAUCAGGAUGCGUAAGAAACACAGGGAAGAGCAACAAGGACAGCAAUGGAGAGACUCCUGAGGAGGUACAGCAAGGUGUAAAUAAACGCCCAAGCUCAAGCACUCCACCACCCACUCAACUCAACAAGAUACAGUAUGGUGGAGGCACUCAGAUUGUUAAGCGGGAACGUAGGCAUAGUUCAUCCCGUUUCAGCCUGAGCAAAAACAGAGAACUUCACAAGUUACCCUUCUUGAAAGAUUGUCCUCCUGGUGAGGAGAGGGAGUCUCUGUUUGUCCAGAAGAUCAGACAGUGCUGUGUGCUCUUUGACUUUGUGUCAGACCCACUUAGUGAUCUAAAGUAUAAAGAAGUGAAGCGAGCUGGACUCAGUGAGAUGGUGGAAUACAUCACACACAAUCGGGAUGUUCUUACUGACUGUAUUUAUCCUGAAGCUGUACAGAUGUUUUCAGUGAAUUUGUUCCGCCCACUUCCUCCUUCCUCAAACCCAAGUGGAGCAGAGUUUGAUCCAGAGGAAGAUGAACCAACUCUUGAAGCAGCUUGGCCACAUCUCCAGUUGGUGUAUGAAUUUUUCCUCCGUGUUCUGGAAUCCACAGAUUUUCAGCCAAACGUUGCAAAAAAAUUCAUUGACCAGAAGUUUGUUUUGUCGCUCCUGGACUUAUUUGACAGUGAAGAUCCCCGAGAGCGUGAUUUCUUGAAGACUAUCCUUCACCGGAUAUAUGGAAAGUUCCUGGGAUUAAGAGCAUACAUACGGCGGCACAUAAAUAAUAUCUUCUACCGGUUUAUUUAUGAGACCGAGCAUCACAAUGGAAUAGCUGAACUCCUGGAGAUCCUCGGCAGCAUCAUUAAUGGGUUUGCUCUGCCACUCAAAGAGGAGCACAAGAUGUUCCUGAUACGUGUCCUGUUACCUCUUCACAAAGCCAAAUCAUUGAGUGUUUUCCACCCCCAGCUUGCAUAUUGUGUGGUUCAGUUCUUAGAGAAGGACAGCAGCCUCACCGAAGCAGUAAUAUCUGGUUUACUGCGGUUCUGGCCUCGCACACACAGCCCAAAGGAAGUUAUGUUCCUUAAUGAACUUGAAGAAAUUUUGGAUGUUAUGGAGCCAGGAGAGUUUAGUAAAAUUAUGGAGCCACUAUUCAGGCAGCUUGCUCAAUGUGUUUCCAGCCCACAUUUCCAGGUUGCAGAACGUGCACUGUAUUACUGGAAUAACGAAUAUAUUCUGAGUCUUAUGAGUGACAAUGCAGCCCAGAUCUUGCCUAUCAUGUUUCCAGCUCUGUACCGCAACUCAAAGAAUCACUGGAACAAGACCAUACACGGACUGAUUUAUAAUGCCCUGAAGCUUUUCAUGGAAAUGAAUCAGAAACUGUUUGAUGACUGCACACAGCAGUACAAGGCUGAGAAACAAAGAGGGAAGGUUCGGGGAAGAGAACGAACCGAAAUGUGGAAUCGUAUUGAGGAAAUGGCCAGACAAAACCCUCAGUACCCCAUGUACAAUGCUCCUCCUGCUCUUAAUCUUAUCUGCUCCAUGGAGACAGACACUCCAACUGCUGAGGACAUUCAGAUCCUGAAGAAGACAAUGGAGACACAGGCCGUACAGGUGCUGCGAACUUCACCCCAAGAGCAGAUGUUGUUGCGCAGGAGGUCAGAGUUACCACAAGAUAUAUAUAUUAUUAAAGCUCUUGAGUCCCACAGAAGAGCAGAAGAAUAUCUAAGCAGCAGCCAGGAGGCUCUUUGACCAUCAUAUUAUCCAGGACUAAAAUUCAGAAUGUGAUGUAACCUACAAUCAGGAAGCAGUUAGGAGGCUCUCUAACUAACCCCUAGCAAAAAGUGCACAAAACCUCAGUAUAACUACAACUAACAGCCAGGAGGUGCUCUGACUCUCCUUACAACAAGAACUUAUAGCCAGGUGAUGCACUUACCUUUAACUGAGGACAGGAGACUCUCUAACCUGUACAUCCUAGGGUUCCUAGUCACUGGUGUGCAAAACACUGUAACAACAAGUUCCAGACACAAGGCACUCUGAGUUUCCGUACAAGAAGGACUUCUUGCAAGGUGGUGUAGUAAGCCUCCCUGUAACCAUUAUUCAGACCCAUACACCAGGGACAAAGAGUCAGGAGGUUCCUUGAACCUACAAACAAAAUCUACUGCCAUGGUCCAUUCCUUUUUUUCCUUCAAUUUAAAUUUAUAACCAUGGGGUACUGCUACCCCUGUCCAACACUAGUCCGCACUACCUAGUGCACUCCGACACUCUCACAACAAUCAAAAUCUACAGCCAUGGUGCACUCCUACCCUUCCUACCACCUAAACAUACAGCCAUGGUGCACUACUAUCCUCCCUACCACCAAAACAAACAGCCACGGUGCAUUUCGACCCUCCCAAUCUCCAAAACAUACAGCCAUGGUGAACUCCAACCCUCCCUACCACCAAAACAUACAGCUAUGGUGUACUCUGACCAUCCCUAUUCCCUACAGUCAACACAGAGAUUUCUCUCACCUUUCCUACAUCGAUCAAAUUAAUUCAAAGUGAAUUUCAAAUUUAGGGCCAGCGCAGCCAUGCUGGAAGUGAAAUGGACUGUGAUGUAGGCUCAAAAGAUUUAUUACAUUCUUUAUCAACCUAUUCACAGACAGUAAAGAGUUAUAUAUAGAUGUUUCAGGUACCCUCCAUCAGCACUUAUAACUGAAUUAGUGCUCUAGUCACUGUCACCACGUAAGUUGCACUUUUAGAUGACCUUGGACAGAUCGUGGUGAAAAUGGCUAACCACCACUCAACAAACUGCACUUAUCUGUGUCCAUUAGUGAGAGACCAAACUCCUGCUUGAUUCAAGAGAAAUGCAU